AUCUCAAUCUUCAGUGAUUCAACCGAAGCAGAUAACUAGAUUUAAGGGAUUGCCCUCAAUCACAUUCACGCAGGAAGAGGUUGACCUCCUAUCCUCCAAGUUUCAAUUCGCGCUUGUGGGAGUAUUCAAUGAUGGAAGACCAUCUUUCCUCACAGUUAAAGCUACCCUGGAAUCAAUUGGAUUCGAAGAUCAAUUUCAGGUGGGAUUCCUUGAUGAAAGAUGCGUGCUCAUUAACUUUGCCAAAGAAAGGGAUUAUAAUCGACUUUUCAUGAGAAGGUAUACCUAUGACCAUAGACACUGCAACAGCUGCCUUCAAUAGGCCCUCACUGGCCCGGGUUUGUGUAGAACUUGAUCUGUCCAAAGAGAAUCCAAGAAAGAUCCACAUUCUGGAUGGAGACAGGCAUGUAUUCCAGGAGGUUAUUUAUGAAGAUCUUAAGGCAUUUUGCUCCAAGUGCAAGAAAACAGGUCACUCCCUGAGCGAAUGUAAGGUUUCAUUGAACAAAAAAGUGACAGGAAAGAACACUUGGGAGAGGACAGCUGCUAAUCACAAAGAGAAUGCCAAGGAGGAAUGGCAGGCAGGACCCUCAAACUCACAGGGUGAUAAACCCUCACCUGAAACUGAGGAGGAGAGGGCCAUAAAUCAAGCUUCCAAGCUAAUAUGUUCAUCAUCAUCACCUGAAGUCCACUGCGAUAAGGAUGCUACUAAGCCAUCAUCUGAAACUGAGGAGGAGAGGGCUAUAUAUCAAGCCUCCAAGCUGAUAGGUUCAUCAUCAUCUGAUGUCCAUAGAACAGAGGAGGAGGGUACUAUAAUUCAAGCUAAAGGAUCCGUUACAAUUCCAGAAGUCCAUAACUUUGUAGAGGAAAGGAUGGUUACAGAUGCUGUAGAAACUAACCAGGAAACUAAAGGAUGUCCAUAACCAGGAAAAUAACAAUGAUGCUACUGUAGAAACUUUGAAUCUUUCAAGUGCUCAGGGCAUUAACCCGCAGGAGAACAAUGAGGCUGGAAAAAACAUGGCUCAAGACACACUGGAAUCCUCCCAACAAGUAAACGAAGACCAUCAUCAUUUUGAAGAGGAGUACAGGGGAUCACUCUCAGACAGUGAAGUGCAACUGAGAAACAACAAGGCAAAUACUCCAGACAACAGUUUUAUAGCUAGUCGGACCAGGUCUAGACUUCAUAUGAAUUCUACCCAACAAAACCAUGAUUAAAUCAAUCUUUUGGAAUGUCUAUGGGAUUGAAUCCCGAGUUCAGAGGCUUUCUCUUCUCAUUAAAACUCACAACAUUGA
Cuscuta campestris is the source of this 1287-nucleotide messenger RNA. The record is from the annotation of a GenBank genome assembly. Lineage: Eukaryota; Viridiplantae; Streptophyta; Magnoliopsida; Solanales; Convolvulaceae.